AUUAAGUUAAUUUGCGUAAAUCGCAACUACAGUUACAGAUGACAGGGUAGUUGUCAUUCUGCCCAUCUUGGGUAUUAUGAGUGCAUCGUCGCGUUGCCUUCGGAGUACCGAUGAUCGGGACUGUGUGUCGUCUUCCGCUUCGACAUUAACUGCGGCUAUAAACUCUUUCCCACCUCCUAUGCGUCGCAUAGAAUGUCGUGACAUUGACUACAUGUUAGGCAUAACGCCUGUGAAGGCUUUAUUGCAUUCUCAUGGGAGGGUCCUUGUCAUAAACAGUACCGCACCUUUGUACAUAUGCUUAAUGUCUAUGGCUGCUUAUGGUCAGCAUUUUGCGCUUUUGUACAAUCCCGAUCUCCAGGACUUUAUUGGAUGUUUGGAUGAACAUGCAGUUUUGCGGUUGCUUCUUAAUAGAGCUCAAUUGAAUUUGUCUGACUCUUGUGAAUCUUACACGAGAAGGGAAGAUGUAUCCACGAUAUACAGAGUACGUGAAGAUUCCCCUGCCAAGGAUGGUCUCGCAAUGUUGCUUUCGCAGAGGUCGCGUUGUCUUAUCACUUGGUCGUCCAAAAGGGACGCUCCCAUGGGUUAUUUGACAACCAGAUGUUACCUUGGUUACAUCAUUAAACACCUCCGUGGAUGUCACUUGCAUAGAGCUACGAGGAUCGCAGAUAUUCAGCCCUUGGUGGAUUACUAUACCGUUACGGGUGAUAUUACCCUGGGAGAAACGAUUGGUCUUUUAGUUGACCAUGACGAGAUUUUGCUUUCAGGGUCCGAUGGGCGUGCGCUGUGCGUCUUCAAUCGCAAAAUGAUAGUAAAUUAUAUUUUAUCAUUGCUACACAGAAAGGAACCUGUAAGGUUGUCUACCGAGUUGAGAGUGGUAUAUGAUGGGUUUUCCUUGGCAUCUGAUUCUACACCUCUCCUUCCAGAGGUAAAUAGGAGCAUGUCAUUGGUUGAAGCUCUUCCCAUUAUAUUUUCUUCUUAUGAUGGAUUUUUUCUAUCUUCUGAGGGUGAUUCUGGUCCUUCUUGUGUGCUGAGUGUCUGGGAUGUGUUGCAGCACAUGCUCUAUCAUUUAGCAUGAACCUUACUAAUUACAGCCAUUGCAAA
Molecule: messenger RNA, 1101 nt
Organism: Babesia bovis T2Bo
Lineage: Eukaryota; Apicomplexa; Aconoidasida; Piroplasmida; Babesiidae
Exons: 5
Coding region: 77-1075 (332 amino acids)
Source: RefSeq, a predicted model, not a curated record